This is a messenger RNA of Clupea harengus (Atlantic herring), 2099 nucleotides long. It is a transcript of the gene tmprss13b, whose product is annotated as transmembrane serine protease 13b. Bases 208 to 1638 code for a protein of 476 amino acids. Lineage: Eukaryota; Metazoa; Chordata; Actinopteri; Clupeiformes; Clupeidae. Gene Ontology annotation, molecular function: serine-type endopeptidase activity. The transcript is spliced from 12 exons. Gene Ontology annotation, biological process: proteolysis. The record is from RefSeq and is a predicted model, not a curated record. Gene Ontology annotation, cellular component: membrane.
GGUUUUGUUUAGUAUUGAUUUCUUCUACCUUUUGGAUCAUUCACUUUAACCCAGUUAUCUGCUUUUGCAGAAAGCUGAUUUGAUGUCACUUUAUUUAUUGUCUAAAAAAACAAGACCAUAUAUUACAGGACCAAGACAUCUCAACUGAUUCUAAGCCUUUCUAACAUCAAGUGUCAUAUCUUUGUUGUUGAUUAGUUAUCUCUGCUAAUGAAUCUCUCUCCCUUUUCCCAGUCAGAUGCUCCUCCUGCCUACUACUCUGUCACAGGGUCAACGGAGCGACCCCCUCCUUACUCCCCCACGGAUGGGGCCCCAGUCUGGCAUCCACCCCCAACCCUACCGCAGUACGGCCCUCGACCUGUGGUGACCCCUGUCAUUGUCACUCGCGUAGACCCGCCCCCCAGGAAGUUACCCAGCAGGAGUCGCGCUUGUUCCUAUGGCAGCUCAGGGGGCAUUGCGCUCGCCCUUGGUCUGGUGGCCGUCGCCAUCUGGCUGGGAAUGCGGUAUGGCUCAGAUUUGCUGGCGAACCGUCCCAGAGAGUCGCCCCCAGACACCUGCCCCGCGUCCCCCGUGCUCUGUGAUGACCACAACGACUGCUCACGCGGCAGCGAUGAGUCUGUCUGUGUGCGCUUCGGGCCAGACAACCAGCUGCAGGUCAAGACCUCCAUAACGGGACGCUUCCUUCCUGUCUGCUCCCAGGGGUGGAGUAAAAGCCUUUCAGAUCUCACCUGCUCCCAGCUGGGUUUUGGAAGAAGCCACACCUAUCGAGCUGUGGGUGAUUCAUCUUCUAGUACUCUGUCAGCAGCAGAUAAGUCAUCUGAUAACAUACAGGGCAGGCUUACAGUCAGUACCUCCUGCCCUAGCCAGCUGACUGUGAGUCUGGAAUGCAGCAACUGCGGGCGGCCACAAUCCUCCUCCAGGAUCAUAGGGGGCGUUGAAGCAGAGUUGGGUCAGUGGCCCUGGCAAGCCAGCCUGCACUUCCGAGGCUCCCACACCUGUGGAGGGUCUCUCAUCUCCCCAGAUUUUGUGAUAACAGCAGCCCACUGCUUCUCCGGUUCUGCGGGGCAGUCACCAAGUAACUGGCGUGUCUACAUGGGCAUGGUGUCUCAGCUGGAACUUCAGAUGUCCUACCGCGUGGAGAAGAUUGUCCUACAUAAGGAUUACGACGCCAAUUCCAACAACAACGACAUCGCCCUACUGAAACUCAGUCGACCUGUGGCCUCCUCUAACACCAUCCAGCCUGUGUGUCUACCAGCAUUUGGCCAGACGGUUCUUCCUGGAACAACAUGCUGGACUACUGGAUUUGGGACCACAACACAGGGUGGAGUGAGUGGUUCCAGAGGACUUAUGGAAGUGUCUGUGGACAUAAUCUCGUCAAGGGCAUGUAAUUCCAGGCAGGUCUAUGGAAACCGCAUCACCAAGAACAUGCUUUGUGCAGGAGACCUGAGACAGGGAGGAAGAGAUUCCUGCCAGGGGGACAGUGGUGGUCCACUCGUAUGUAAAGACAAUAACAGAUGGUAUCUGACUGGUAUAACCAGCUGGGGAGAGGGUUGCGGACAGAGGAACAGACCAGGUGUUUACUCUAACGUUGGCAGCCUUUUAAGCUGGAUCUACAGCAAUACACAGCUAGAGAGGCCUUGAUGACAGCAGUACUACCAGCAUGAGGAGACCAUUGUGGGAAUGUACCCAACCUUGCGUUUUUAUAAAUUCAUCUUUUAUCCAUAAUUUCUAAAUAUUUUAAUACACUCUGCACCUUUUGUAAUUAUUAUUAAUAAAAUAUUGUGUAAAUCUAUGAUUGAUUUGAAUUUCUUUUGCUACAUAAUUCAUGUGUAGAGUUCAUCACGUGCUGCGUUCUGGGUGGAGUGUUGGUGUAAUUUUGGAUGCAUGCAAGUGCACCACUGAACAUUUAAGGUUGAGUGUGAUGCUCUGGUUUUCAUGAGGAGAGAAGAGGAAGGAAGACCAUGUACAUGGAGGCAUCAGAGCUGUCGACCUGUUGACCUGUUUCACUUGAUCGACAGAUGUGGAUUUCACUGGAUGUUGUCAGUGACGGCACACAUCUGUGUCAAUGGCAGAUUAUGUACAUGUGAAGUCACUGAGCUGGU